Culicoides brevitarsis is the source of this 839-nucleotide messenger RNA. RefSeq names its product glutathione S-transferase 1-like. The record is from RefSeq and is a predicted model, not a curated record. Bases 145 to 777 code for a protein of 210 amino acids. Gene Ontology annotation, molecular function: glutathione transferase activity. NCBI's taxonomy places the organism in Eukaryota, Metazoa, Arthropoda, Insecta, Diptera, Ceratopogonidae. Gene Ontology annotation, biological process: glutathione metabolic process. The transcript has 2 exons.
UGCAUUUGUAUUAGUUACCGGCUUCAGCAGCUAUAAAAGCUAUUCUUUCGACGGAAACUCGUUUAGUUACUCUGUGACCGGCAAACGUGAUUAUUUGUGUCUAACAGUUCGUUUUUUGUGUAUCCUGCUAAAAAAUCAUCAACAAUGGGUAUUGAUUUCUACUAUUUGCCUGGAUCUGCGCCAUGCCGUGCCGUUCAAAUGACCGCAGCUGCUGUCGGCGUCGAUCUCAAUCUCAAACUCACCAAUCUCAUGGCGGGCGAGCACAUGAAACCCGAAUUCUUGAAGUUGAAUCCGCAACACACGAUCCCAACCAUCAACGAUAAUGGCUUUUCGCUGUGGGAAUCUCGCGCCAUUCAACUCUAUUUGGUCGAAAAGUACGGCAAAGACGAGUCUUUGUACCCGAAGGAUCCGCAAAAGCGCGCAAUGGUCCAUCAACGCUUGUACUUUGACAUGGGCACAUUAUAUUCGCGCUUUGCCGACUAUUGGUAUCCGCAAUUGUUCGCGAAGGCACCUGCGAAUCCCGAUAACUUGAAGAAAAUGGAGGAAGCCAUGGAAUUCUUCAACACCUUUUUGGAUGGUCACAAAUGGGCCGUUGGAGAUUCGAUGACAAUUGCCGAUAUUUCGUUGGCAGCCACCGUUUCGACGUACGAAGUUGCCAGUUUCGACUUUUCCAAGUACCCGAAUGUGCAAAAAUGGUUUGCACAAUGCAAAUCGAGCAUGCCCGGUUAUGAACUCAACCAAAAGGGAUGCGAUGAGUUCAAGAAAUUCUUUGCUUAAAGCACUCGGAUAAAUGCCCGGAGCAAUUCCAUCAUCUAAUUUUUUUCAUUUUUAAUGUUUCA